This is a messenger RNA of Meloidogyne enterolobii, 173 nucleotides long. The record is from the annotation of a GenBank genome assembly. NCBI's taxonomy places the organism in Eukaryota, Metazoa, Nematoda, Chromadorea, Rhabditida, Meloidogynidae.
AAAUAAAAGAAGGAAUUGUUGAAAUGAAAGAAAAUUGGUUGAAAUUAUUGGAAGAAUUUGGAGAGAUUAAAACGGAUAAAAGACUUGAGGAAGUGGAAAUAAUAGUCCACAAUUUUUUGAAGGAAUUAUAUUUGAGGAAUGAAGGUUUAAAUUUAUUUGAUAAAAAAAUUUAA